Scheffersomyces stipitis CBS 6054 is the source of this 1773-nucleotide messenger RNA. It is a transcript of the gene XUT1, whose product is annotated as Xut1p. Bases 1 to 1773 code for a protein of 590 amino acids. The transcript has a single exon. Gene Ontology annotation, biological process: xanthine transport; transmembrane transport. NCBI's taxonomy places the organism in Eukaryota, Fungi, Ascomycota, Pichiomycetes, Serinales, Debaryomycetaceae. The record is from RefSeq and is a predicted model, not a curated record. Gene Ontology annotation, cellular component: fungal-type vacuole; membrane. Gene Ontology annotation, molecular function: xanthine transmembrane transporter activity.
AUGCUGAAGGCGGAAACUUUCAAGUCCUACACUAAGAGGGUAGUGAGAAAAUGGACUACCAAAGAAGGGUUCUUUGGAGACUAUGACUACGCUUACCUUUUCAUUCCUGACAUUCCGUUUAUCACCAAGGAGCCAAAGACCCAGCCCUUCUUCGGACUCAACUCAGACAUGCCUCUUCUCUUGGGGUUCAUUCUUGGGUUCCAACAUGCAUUGGCUAUGUUGGCUGGGGUGGUGACUCCACCAAUAAUCAUUGCCAGUGCUGCGAACCUCGAUGCUUCGUUACAAGAAUACUUGGUGUCAGCCUCGCUUAUUGCGUCGGGAAUUUUGUCUGCUAUUCAAAUCACCCGUUUCCACAUCUUUGGGACUCCAUACUAUCUUGGUACGGGGCUUUUGUCCGUUGUAGGAACUUCUUUCGCUACCAUUUCCAUUGUGGUCAAUGCUUUGCCCAUGAUGUAUUCCAAUGGGGAGUGUCCAGUAGCUGAAGACGGCACGCAGUUGCCAUGUCCAAAUGGCUAUGGCCAUAUAUUGGCUAGUGGUAUUGUCUGUGCCUUGCUUGAAAUGUUGCUAUCUUUCAUGCCAGCUAAGAUCUUACAAAAGAUCUUCCCACCUUUGGUCACCGGACCCGUAGUUCUUUUGAUUGGUGCCCAUUUGGUUGAAUCUGGGUUCCAAGAUUGGCUCGGAGGCUCCGGCUGUGUAGGUGAGGUAUGUGCUGUGGGUUCUAAAAAUAUCACCUGGGGCUCCGGGGAAUUCAUAGGGUUGGGUUUCUUGGUCUUCGUUUCUAUCAUUAUAGCCGAAAAAUUCGGUUCACCCAUCAUGAAGUCCUGUGCUGUUAUUUUUGGUUUGUUGAUUGGAUGUAUUGUAGCUGCUGCCUGCGGAUACUUCAGCCAUGAAUCCAUUGAUGCUGCUCCAGCUGCUACUUUCAUCUGGGUGCAUACUUUCAAGUUAAAGGUUUAUGGACCAAUUAUAUUACCGUUCUUGGCCGUGUAUUUGACACUUAUGAUGGAAGCCAUCGGUGAUAUUACAGCUACUUGUGACGUCUCCCGUUUAGAAGUUGAAGGCGAACAAUACGAGUCGAGAAUUCAGGGUGGUAUCUUGGCCGAUGGAUUCAAUGGUAUGUUAGCUGGCUUAAUGACCAUUACCCCAAUGUCCACUUUCGCUCAAAAUAACGGUGUAAUUUCCAUCACCAAAUGUGCCAAUAGAAGAGUUGGAUACUGGUGUUGUUUCUUCAUGAUUAUCAUGGGUAUCUUCUCCAAAUUUGCGGCCGCCAUUGUCUCUAUUCCAAAAGCUGUUUUAGGAGGUAUGACUUCGUUCCUUUUCUGCUCGGUUGCUGUUUCAGGUAUCAGAAUUAUCUGUAGCACGGAAUUCACAAGAAGAGACCGUUUCGUGUUGACCGCUGCCUUGUUGCCUGGUCUUGGUUCUAUCUUAGUGCCAAACUGGUUUUCUAACGUCUUCACCUACUCUGGUAGCAACAACUCCUUGCAAGGUUUCUACAACGCCAUUAUUCUUGUUAUGGAAACUGGGUUUGCCGUCACUGGUUUCUUGGGUGUUAUCCUUAACUUGUUGCUUCCUCAAGUCUCCGACAACAUUGAAGAAAUCAACGAACUCGUUUUGGAAACUGUUGGCUCUGCUGACCAAAGAGGUAUGGAGAAGUUUGCUGAAAAGGAAGGUAUCCCACUCGAAGCUAUCACUUCCAACCCUGGUGUGCCAUUAGAUGUCAUCAGAUCUCAACUUCGAGCCCCCGGCAAGUCGUCAUCUGACAGCGACACCAAAUGA